CCUCAUCAUCGCCCUUCUCCCCCUCCUGUAGACACCCAUCAUUGCACUCCACUCCCCCACCCCGAUCGUGUCGUCGUGUCCCCAGCUCUCGCCCUCCUCUCCCACUCCGACCCCCUUCUCCUGUCCUCCCUCGUCUUCUUGCUCCUGCACCGCCCGCCCACGCCCCAGCCCACGCUAUAUAUAUUGCUGCCCGCGCGCCGUCGGCUUCCAGCUCGAUCCCGACCUCACCGGCACCGCACAGUACCGCUGCGGACGGACUGUAGAGCAGAGCCAUGGUGAACGCCUUCUUCGCGACCCUGGCGCGGGGGCUGGACGACCUGAGCGGCGCGGGCGGGCUGUCCUCGCUGCCGGCGCUGCUGCGUGCGGCGGCGCUGCUCAGGGGCCUGCACUCGCAGCUCAUGGUGCUCGUCGGCCAGCUCCACCUGCCGCCCGGCGGCCGGUGGCUGGACGAGUACAUGGACGAGACGGCCCGCCUCUGGGACGCCUGCCUCGCCGUCAAGCUCGGCCUCGCCGCCGUCGAGCGCUACUGCGCCGCCGCGUCCUGCGCCGCCGCCGCCCUCGACGACUGGCUCCAGGACCCCUCCCCCCUCUCCACUCGCCAGGUGAUGCGGGCGAUCUCGGCGUCGAGGAGGGAGGCCAUGGCGGCGGAGGAGGAGAACCGGGCGCUGUCCGAGUCGAGGAUCGCGCCGCUGUCCCUGCAGCUGGACGAGCGGCGCGCGGCGGACGCCAGGCUCAGCGGCUUCAACGGCUUCCGCGGGCUGCUCUACGCGCUGCACAACGCCAGCUCCCUCCUCCUGCUCAUCCUGGCCGGCGGCGCCGUCGCGGGGUCCCCGCGCUCGUCCUCCGACGGCGCGGACGACAACAGCAGCAGCAACGACGACGGGUUCAUGUCCUCCAUCGCGACGCUGCAGAAGCGGAUGGCGGAGGAGGCCGCGGGCGACGGCGCGCCGGGGAUGAUCAGGAUGCAGGAGCUGCGGCGCGCGCGCGCGGCGGCGGAGGCGGCGCGGGAGGAGGUGGAGCGCGCGGCGGCGUCCGGCGGCGGCAAGUGCGGCGACCGCGACGGGGCCGUGAAGGGCAAGGCCGGGGAGCUGAAGGCGUGGCUGGAGGUGCUCCGCGCCGGCACGGACGGGCUGGCGUGCCAGCUGGACGACUUCCUGGACGACAUUGUGGAGGGCCGCAAGGAGCUCUCCGACCUCUGCAGCCACUGACCGUACCGAUCGACCGUCCGACCCGAUCGAUGAAACGACGAUGGUGGUUCCUGUCGCCUGCUUGCCUGGCGGCAACGCGUGGUGGUGGUGUACAAGUAAAGCAAUGCUGCUCCGACCCAUAAGUGGCGGCAGUACGUAGUCGUAGGCGUCUUUUGCAGUGGCAGUGCCGGUCUGGGAUCGGAGAGUGGAGUGGAGUGGAGUGUCGCAGCGUUUUGGUCAGGUCAUCAUGUUGUUGCUCUGCUACUUCCUUUCUUGCUGGCUCACUCGCUGCUGCUGUACCCUGUACGUACGUGCGUGCUAUGCUGUGUGUGUCUGAGUGUCUCUCUCUGCCAUGCAAGUAGAGUAUACGUACCACUACCAGAGACAUGAUGGGGUUGAGACUUGAGAGAAGAGAUGGUCGCAAGAAAAGGCUUGUUUGUA
Messenger RNA from Aegilops tauschii subsp. strangulata, 1628 nucleotides. RefSeq lists its product as uncharacterized. Lineage: Eukaryota; Viridiplantae; Streptophyta; Magnoliopsida; Poales; Poaceae. The record is from RefSeq and is a predicted model, not a curated record.